AUGAGCCAUCCAGACUUCCCCACGCGAUUAAUUGAUCUGACCUUGAACGACUCGACUCAUCACCCUUCUCUGUAUGCCACGCUGAAGUCGAUUCGCAAGUCUACCCUCUCAAUUCCAAAUCGCCUCACCUCUAUCCUUAGUGAUGCCGAAUUCGUCAAAUCAGUAUCCCGACAGUACAACCUGCCGCUGGUCGCCAACGAGCGUUGUGGUAGCUGGUACAUUGAUCCUAGUUAUAAAAGCGGCAGUACGUAUUUCAAAAGCACAGAUGGCCAUCACGGGCAGUGGGACUUUUCGCCACGCAGACUCAAUCUGCAGCUCCUUCCGAUUUUAGCUGCCCACGGCGGUGCCAUCGUGGUUGAUUCGACGCGUCGUGGCAAAAACCUGCCGGAUGCCUUCAGCAAGACGGUUCCGAUAUGGACCGCAGUUAUCAAUAAAGUAUUGUUCCCAGAAAUAUCUUCAGCGCACAGGCUUCAGACUCCGCCUCCACCAGAUGAUCUGGGCCCGUCAGAGAUAUCGCAGAUCGAAGCUCGACUUGAAGAUUUUACGAGGAAUUUCACCAGACUAGAGCUAGACUUGGAAAGCUUGCGGAAAGAACUGAAGCGUCCUGUGCGGCUCACCUGGGCGAUCAACGGCUACUCUGGGGUUGAACAUGUCGACGAAGCAGACCUACCCUCACUAGGCACAGAGUCUGCAUUCGGGCACUCCUCUCACAACCUAGUGCUCUGCUCCGCGUCUCGUCGCGUCCGCGGUGCAGAAAGCUCGGAAGGCGGAGAGUUGUUGAUGGAGACUCCCGAGGAUGCACUUCCGGCUCUGAUUGAGGAAUUACUUGACAAGGACAAUGAAGCGCGUGCCACGGGGAUUUUUGCUGCCAGAAUACUUCCAACCUGCAACCUUUAUAUCGCAGUUGGGCCUCUUGAGAGCUCAGAUGGUUUCGAUCUGAUUAUCAAUUGUCAAGGCGACGCAAGAGGCUCAAAAUCAAAGGUCCUUUGGAUAAGCUGUCGCAAUGGCAAACUCGGGAGCAAAGAUCUUCGCGAAAAGCUCCCCGGCGUGAUCAGCGUCAUCAGCAAUCAGCUCUCCACGCGACCCCAAAGCAAGAUCCUGAUCACUUGCACCACCGGCAAAGAUCUUAGUGUUGGUGUUGCAGUCGCAAUCUUGUGUUUGUGCUACGACGACGAAGGGCAUCUGAGAGAGGUCGCAGACCAAGUACUGGUCGAGAAACAACUUGUCAGGCGGAGGCUAGCCUGGAUCACCUGCUCCAAACAGGAUGCAAACCCUUCGAGGGCGACACUUCAAGCCGUGAACUCCUUCUUGAUGCAACGUCCGGACUGA
This is a messenger RNA of Fonsecaea erecta, 1329 nucleotides long. Its product is annotated as initiator tRNA phosphoribosyl transferase. The transcript has 3 exons. NCBI's taxonomy places the organism in Eukaryota, Fungi, Ascomycota, Eurotiomycetes, Chaetothyriales, Herpotrichiellaceae. The record is from RefSeq and is a predicted model, not a curated record. Gene Ontology annotation, molecular function: tRNA adenosine(64)-2'-O-ribosylphosphate transferase activity. Gene Ontology annotation, cellular component: cytoplasm. Gene Ontology annotation, biological process: charged-tRNA amino acid modification. The coding region runs from base 1 to 1329 and encodes 442 amino acids.